This is a messenger RNA of Helianthus annuus (common sunflower), 2896 nucleotides long. Its product is annotated as potassium channel SKOR. The transcript is spliced from 12 exons. Gene Ontology annotation, cellular component: membrane. The record is from RefSeq and is a predicted model, not a curated record. Gene Ontology annotation, molecular function: protein binding; voltage-gated potassium channel activity. The coding region runs from base 305 to 2788 and encodes 827 amino acids. Gene Ontology annotation, biological process: transmembrane transport; potassium ion transport. Lineage: Eukaryota; Viridiplantae; Streptophyta; Magnoliopsida; Asterales; Asteraceae.
AUUGCGAAUGCCAUAUAUUAACAAAUUUAUUAUAAUUAUAAUUAUUAGUAUUAUUAUAUUUUAGUAAGCAACCUGUUUUAAAAUAUUGUUUAAAUUUGAAUGGCUUAAAUAAAUAGCGAGUGCAUCAUCGUCUUCUACAUUCAUCUUCCAUUACUUGAUUUCAGAAAGCAUUUCUCGUGACCUAACUUUCUCAUUUUCACACCCUACUUCAAUCACCAUUACUACGUGAACAAUUAACCGAUUAGAAAAUCAUCGAAUUCGUCUCUGCGAUCAUCAAUUCGUUAGCGUUGAAUUGAUCGGUGAAAUGAGGAUGAGUAGGAGAGCGGCGGCGGAGGCGGAGGAGGAGUAUGUGGUGGAGGACGUGCGAGAUCUGGAUGAAGAUGAGGGGAGGUUAAAGAAGCGACGGAGUAGGUUUACGUUGUUGGCUGGAGAUCUAGGCCUUGAUCCCAGUCGUAGAGGUUUCACCAAAGACAACAACUUUAUUCAUGGCAUCACUGGAUGUUCUCCUCGCCUCUUCUUCAUUCAUCCUCAAAACAGCAGCUGGUACCGGGCAUGGGAGAAAUUCAUAUUAAUAUGGGCAGUGUAUUCUUCUUUCUUCACACCAAUGGAAUUCGGAUUCUUCAGAGGAUUACCCAAAAACCUGUAUUUUUUAGACAUUGCUGGACAAGUAGCUUUCCUCAUUGAUGUCAUUCUACAAUUCUUUAUAGCAUACAGAGACACUCAGACCUACAAAAUGGUUUCUAAUCGUAAUCUCAUUGCUGUUAGGUACCUCAAAUCUCAUUUUUUGUUUGAUAUACUUGCCUGUAUGCCUUGGGAUAACAUCUACAGGGCUUCUGGAAGAAAAGAAGAAGUGAGGUACCUUUUGCUACUUAGAUUGGUUCGAGUACGGAAAGUUCUAGAAUUUUUCUCAAGGCUGGAGAAAGACAUACGCGUGAACUAUUUGUUCUCGAGGAUUAUAAAACUUAUAGCUGUUGAACUCUACUGCACACAUACUGCAGCAUGCAUCUUCUAUUAUUUGGCUACAACAUUGCCAGCUGUCGAAGAAGGAUACACCUGGAUCGGAAGUCUAAAACUUGGAGAUUAUAGCUACGCAAAUUUUAGAGAGAUUGAUCUUUGGAAACGCUAUACAACAUCAUUGUAUUUCGCAAUUGUUACUAUGGCCACAGUCGGUUAUGGUGAAAUCCAUGCCGUCAAUCUGCGAGAAAUGAUAUUUGUAAUGGUUUACGUCUCAUUUGAUAUGGUUUUGGGUGCUUAUUUGAUCGGUAAUAUGACAGCCUUGAUUGUCAAAGGAUCAAAAACAGAAAGAUACAGGGAUAGAAUGACCGAUCUUCUUAAGUAUAUGAACAGAAAUAGACUUGGGAGGGACAUACGUAAUCAGAUCAAAGGUCACCUAAGAUUACAAUACGAGAGUAACUACACUGAUUCCGCUAUUCUUCGUGACCUUCCAAUUUCUAUUCGUGCCAAGAUAUCUCAAACUCUGUAUAAGUCAUACAUUGAAAAAGUUUCUCUUCUUAGGGGAUGCUCAUUGGAAUUCAUCAAUCAGAUUGUAACUAAAGUGCAUGAGGAGUUUUUUCUCCCAGGGGAAGUAAUCAUGGAACAGGGAAAUGCAGUUGAACAACUUUAUUUCAUCUGUCAUGGUGAACUGGAGGAAAUUGCUAUAUGUGAAGAUGGAUCUGAAGAGACCGUAUCAAUUUUAAAACCUGACAGUUCAUUUGGAGAAGUUUCUAUAUUAUGUAACGUUCCUCAGCCCUAUACGGUUCGAGUUUGUGAGCUUUGCAGACUUCUUCGAAUCGACAAACAAUCUUUCUCUAAUAUCCUUGAGAUAUAUUUUCAUGAUGGCCGGAAAAUUCUGAAUAAUUUGGUAGAGUUCAAAGCAACCGAUGACCGUUUGAAGCAAUUAGAGACUGAUAUCACAUUGCAUAUUGGAAAACAUGAAGCUGAGCUGGCACUGAGAGUCAACAGUGCGACGUAUUAUGGUGAUUUGUAUCAGCUGAAAAGCUUGAUUCGAGCUGGAGCUGACCCAAACAAGAAAGAUUACGACGGAAGGACACCACUGCAUCUCGCUGCAUCGAAAGGAUACGAGGAUAUCACUCUUUUCCUUAUUCAAGAAGGAGUUGAACUUAACGCGUUAGAUAAUUUUGCCAACACGCCUUUAUUAGAAGCCAUUAAGUAUGGUCAUGAUAAAGUGGCUUCAUUACUAGUGAAAGAAGGUGCAACAUUAAAGAUAGAUGAUGCUGGUUGUUUCUUAUGUGCGACCGUUGCAAGAGGAGAUAUUGAUUAUAUUAAACGAAUACUAUCCAACGGUAUUGACCCGAAUUCGAAAGAUUUUGACUUUAGAACUCCACUUCAUGUAGCUGCCUCACAUGGUUCUUAUAUAAUUGCUAAGUUGCUCGUUGAAGCUGGAGCUAGUGUUCUAUCAAAGGAUAGAUGGGGUAACACUCCCCUUGAUGAAGGGAGAAUGUCUGGAAACAAGAUGAUGAUCAAAUUACUAGAAGAAGCAAAAUCUGCUCAGUUGUCAGAACUUCCAGAAGGUUUGCAAGAAAUAACAGAUAAAAUGCACCCGAGGAAAUGUACAGUAUACCCUUAUCACCCGUGGGAUCGAAAAGAAAAUGUGUUUGGAGUAGUCGUAUGGAUACCCCGCACCAUUGAUGAACUCGUCAAAGUAUCGGCAGAGCUGUUAGAGUUAACCGUUCAUCCCACUUGUUGUGUAGUGACCGAAGAUGCAGGUAAAAUUCUUGAUGUUGAUAUGAUCAUAGAUGGCCAGAAGCUGUAUUUGAUAAGUGAAUAAAUAAUUGUUGUUGUUGUAUGCUAGUAUCAUUUUCUGUAUCCAUGUGAGAAUGUGACAUGCAGUUUGGACUGCAAGAUAAAUAAAUAAAUAAACUUCAUCUCAUGGUUC